Lampris incognitus (smalleye Pacific opah) is the source of this 1560-nucleotide messenger RNA. RefSeq names its product phosphodiesterase 9ac (gene pde9ac). Lineage: Eukaryota; Metazoa; Chordata; Actinopteri; Lampriformes; Lampridae. The coding region runs from base 1 to 1560 and encodes 519 amino acids. Gene Ontology annotation, molecular function: 3',5'-cyclic-GMP phosphodiesterase activity. The record is from RefSeq and is a predicted model, not a curated record. Gene Ontology annotation, biological process: cGMP catabolic process. The transcript is spliced from 18 exons.
AUGGGCUCCAGCUCCUCCUCCUAUGCUCCCAAAACCAUUUACCUGGACGUGGAUGGUAAGGUUCAGAAGGUGGUUUUUAGUCGGCACUGCAGUCCAUGUGACAUCAAAGAGCUUCUGUGUUCCUCCUCUAACAUUCCCAGGAACACAGCCAUAAUGAUGGUGGACCCUGAAGGUGCCUUGGUUUCCAUAGAUCCAACCAUGCCAACCAACUCACCAAACUCCUUGUACAAAAUUGUCCCUCUGUCCACGGCUCAACUGGGAGAGAAGGAGGACAUGUUUCAAAACGUGUUGUCUCAGGUGGCUGAGCAGUUCAGCAGAGCAUUUCGCAUCAAUGAGUUAAAAACAGAGGUUACCAACAGGCUAGCCAUGCUGGAGAAGAGAGUGGAAUUGGAGGGCUUGAAAGUGGUGGAGAUUGAGAAGUGUAAAAAUGACCUGAAGAAGCUUCGGGAUGAAAUGACCUCAAGAGUCGGUGGCAGAGUGAACUGUCCUUGUAAAUACAACUUCUCAGAUGAUGGGAAAAAACUCACUCCUAGACGAGAUGUCCCCAGUUACCCGAAGUACACCUUGUCUCAGGAAACCAUUGAGGCACUGAAGAAACCGACAUUUGAUGUCUGGCACUGGGAGCAUAAUGAGAUGCUGAGCUGUCUUGAGUACAUGUACCACGACUUGGGACUGGUGAAGGAAUUCAACAUGAACCCCAUCACACUCAAACGCUGGCUGCUGGGCAUUCAAGAGAACUAUCGUAGUAACCCAUUCCACAACUUCCGCCACUGCUUUUGUGUCAGCCAGAUGAUGUAUGGCAUGAUCCACCUCUGCAAUCUACAGGAGAAGUUAACUCUGACAGACAUGGGUAUUCUAAUGACAGCUGCAGUGUGUCACGACCUGGACCACCCUGGCUACAACAACACGUACCAGAUCAAUGCCCGCACAGAGCUGGCUGUGCGGUACAACGACAUCUCUCCUCUGGAAAACCAUCACUGUGCCGUGGCCUUCCAGAUCCUCUCUUUGCCUGAGUGCAACAUCUUUGCAAAUGUGGAUCCGGAGGCAUUCAAACAGAUUAGACAGGCAAUUAUCACACUCAUUUUGGCCACUGACAUGGCCAGGCAUGGGGAGAUACUUGACUCCUUCAAACAAAAAGUAGACAACUUUGACUUCACCAAUGAGGAGCAUGUCACGUGUCUUAAGAUGGUUUUGAUCAAGUGCUGUGACAUUUCCAAUGAGGUGAGGCCCACAGAGGUGGCUGAGCCAUGGGUGGACUGCCUUCUGGAAGAGUACUUUAUGCAGAGUGACAGGGAGAAGUCUGAGGGUCUCCCCGUGGCACCCUUCAUGGACAGAGAUAAAGUCACCAAACCCACUGCUCAGAUUGGAUUCAUCAAGUUUGUCCUAAUCCCAAUGUUUGAAACUGUCAUGAAGCUUUUUCCUCAGAUUGAGGAGAUCAUGGUUCAGCCUUUGAGAGACUCUCGUGAUCACUAUGAAGAGCUGAAGCAGAUCGAUGAUGCCAUGACAGAGGCACAGAAGAAAAAAACUGAAAAUAUGUCAUUAGGCGGGAAGAAGAAGUAA